Molecule: messenger RNA, 1112 nt
Organism: Telopea speciosissima
Lineage: Eukaryota; Viridiplantae; Streptophyta; Magnoliopsida; Proteales; Proteaceae
Product: prosaposin
Exons: 7
Coding region: 221-928 (235 amino acids)
Biological process (GO): sphingolipid metabolic process
Cellular component (GO): lysosome
Source: RefSeq, a predicted model, not a curated record
UCUGAUUCUGUCUAAUUCCGUUAAAGCUUUCGUUUUUAAUUUUAUUUUUUGUUAGUCUACCGAACAAUCUAAAGUCUAAACCACCCAAAAAAUCCUGGAUUUUUCGUGCUUAACUUUCUUUCUGGAACCCAAUAAGUUUCUCUGAAAUUGAAUUAGUUUUCUCUCCAUCUCCUCCCCUUUUGGCCAGAAAGGAAAAAGAAUCUAGUAGCACUUGGGCAUUAUGGGUGUGAGAGUAGGGCUUUUGCUUCUUGUUGUACUGGGCAUCAGCUGGGCUUGGGUGGAUGCUAGGACCAUAAUGAUCUCUGAUCUUUCAGGUAAGCAGAUAAGUUAUGAGGUGCCCAAAAGCAAGAUUCAAGCUGCCACAAUUGCUGCAAAAGAUGAAAGAGUGUGCACCUUGUGUGAACAGUUCACUGCCCAGGCAGUACAGUACCUUAGCGAAAACAAGACCCAGAAACAGGUCAUCGAGGAUCUUCAUCUUGCCUGCCAUAAGUUGCACUCCUUCAAGCAGCAGUGCAUCACGUUAGUGGACUACUAUGCCCCACUUUUCUUCAUGGAGCUUAGUACGAUCCACCCGGAGGACUUCUGCGUGAAAAUGGAUCUUUGUGACCAGGAGUUAAUUGCUUUUCCAGAACAGAAACAAGAUGGCUGCACACUGUGUCAUCAUGCUGUUGAAGAAAUUUUGGUCAAGUUGAAGGAUCCAGACACACAGUUAGAUAUAAUCGAGAUUUUUCUAAAGGGAUGUGAUGCAGUGGAGAACUAUGUGAAGGAGUGCAAAAAGCUGGUUUUUGAGUAUGGGCCCCUGUUGAUGGACAAUGCGGAGCAGUUCCUUGAAAUGACAGACGUCUGUGCUGUUCUCCAUGCAUGUAAAACUUCAGUUACGGGGGUUGGAGAAGCAUCUCCCAUGUUGAGCAUGGUGUCUGAAUCUUAAAGCUGGAAGCAGAGAUAGGUCAGAACAACAGAGGGAAUAUGUCUUAUUAAGAAGAGGAAGCCAUGGCAUUUGCUGAUCGCAGAGUCCAUGCUUUCCUCUCUCAUAAAUGUUCAACAAGUAAACUAAGAUAUGUCUGUAUGUUGUUGUAUAGUGUACAUUUUUCAAAGGGUAAGACUUAUUUGAA